Molecule: messenger RNA, 1446 nt
Organism: Phlebotomus argentipes
Lineage: Eukaryota; Metazoa; Arthropoda; Insecta; Diptera; Psychodidae
Gene: carmine
Product: AP-3 complex subunit mu-2
Exons: 4
Coding region: 110-1357 (415 amino acids)
Biological process (GO): intracellular protein transport; endocytosis
Cellular component (GO): clathrin adaptor complex; cytoplasmic vesicle
Source: RefSeq, a predicted model, not a curated record
CAUGGCAGCCAACUGCGGCGAGUGAAAGGUUGUUGUGACGUGUGAGGCACUUUUCGCACUUCAUUUAUUUGCAUUUUCCCGGGACGAACAGCCCAUUUUCACCAGUGAAAUGAUCCACAGUCUCUUCAUCAUCAACUCCAGCGGGGAUGUUUUCCUGGAGAAGCACUGGAAGAGUGUUGUUCCUCGCUCCGUUUGCGACUACUUCCUGGACAUUCUGCGCGCCAAGCCCAACGACAUUCCCCCCAUAAUCGCCACACCACACCACUAUCUCACCUGCAUCCAGCGCGGCGGCGUUUACCUGCUGGCCGUGUGCAAGCAGGAGUUUCCGCCGCUCUUCGUGAUUGAGUUCCUGCACCGCGUCGUGGACAUCUUCGAUGACUACUUCUCCGAGUGCACAGAGACCACCAUCAAGGAGAACUACGUGGUGGUGUACGAGCUGCUGGACGAGAUGCUGGACAAUGGCUAUCCACUCGCGACGGAGAGCAACAUUCUCAAGGAGCUGAUCAAGCCACCGAACAUCCUCCGGACAAUCGCCAACACCGUGACGGGCAAGUCCAACGUGAGUGGCACUCUGCCGUCCGGGCAGCUCUCCGCCAUUCCCUGGAGACGGACUGGCGUGAAGUACAACAACAACGAGGCGUACUUCGAUGUCGUGGAAGAAGUCGACGCAAUCAUUGAUAAGUCCGGAUCGACCGUGUUUGCGGAAAUCCAAGGAUAUAUUGACUGCUGCAUCAAGUUGAGCGGAAUGCCCGACUUAACACUCUCCUUCAUGAAUCCGCGCCUGUUUGACGACGUGUCCUUCCAUCCGUGCGUGCGAUUCAAGCGCUGGGAGUCCGAGAGGAUUCUCUCCUUCAUCCCACCAGACGGCAACUUCCGCCUCAUGUCCUACCACAUCGGCACGCAGACCGUUGUGGCCAUUCCCAUCUACAUUCGUCACAAUCUCAUCCUGCGCAACGGCGAGCAGGGCAAGCUAGACCUCACGGUGGGGCCGAAAACCACCCUCGGACGCACUCUGGAGAACGUGAAGCUGGAGAUUUGCAUGCCAAAAGCCGUGCUCAAUUGCAUUCUCGUGGCGAAUCAGGGCAAAUACACCUUCGAUCCAGUCACGAAGAUCCUCCAUUGGGACGUCGGGCGGAUCGAUAUCACCAAAUUGCCAAAUAUUCGCGGAGCGAUUGCUGUUCAAGCUGGCUGUUCAUCUAUAGACACAAAUCCCUUCAUCAAUGUGCAGUUCACCAUUUCCCAAUUGGCGGUGUCUGGGCUCAAAGUGAACCGCUUGGAUAUGUACGGUGAGAAGUAUAAGCCCUUCAAGGGCGUGAAGUACGUGACGAAGGCAGGUAAAUUUCAAAUUCGGAUGUAGUUUGAAAGUCACAGCAAAUCUCAUUCUUAUCGUAAACUUCAACAUCUCUAUUUUUCGAUACAAUAAAUGGCUAAAUUAGGACAUCUAAA